Messenger RNA from Penicillium nucicola, 768 nucleotides. RefSeq names its product FMN-binding negative transcriptional regulator. The coding region runs from base 1 to 768 and encodes 255 amino acids. The transcript has a single exon. NCBI's taxonomy places the organism in Eukaryota, Fungi, Ascomycota, Eurotiomycetes, Eurotiales, Aspergillaceae. The record is from RefSeq and is a predicted model, not a curated record.
AUGUUCCUACCGAGUGUCCACGCAGAGACGGACAAUGCCGUCCUGUUUCAGUUCAUCCGUGAAAACCCCCUAGGAAUGCUUAUCACAGGAAUAGAGUCUUCUCUAGACUUCCUGCAAUGCACACACGUCCCCUGCGUGCUAGACCUGCCCGAAGAAGCCGGACAGUCCGCGCCCCAGGGUCGCCUUCGCGCGCACAUCGCCAAACAGAACCCACAAGUGAAAGGCAUGAUUGAGGCCUUGGAGAACAAGCCAAAUGUCAUGGAGCUCGAUAGAGAUGUUCUUGUUGUUUUCAAUGGCAAACACCAUCACUACGUGACUCCCAAAUAUUACACCGAAACAAAGCCUGACUCGGGCAAAGUCGUACCAACCUGGAACUACUCGGCGGUUCAGGUCUAUGGCAAAUUGUCUCUCUAUUACGAUUCCAAGACUCCAGAAGCUGGGAAGUUUCUCUCGCAGCAAAUCCAGGAUCUUUCACAGCAUACGGAAACAUCGAUCAUGGGUUAUUCUGGUGGUGAACGACCACAGCCGUGGAAAGUGGGUGACGCGCCAGAGAAAUACGUCGAGUUAUUGCAGCGGAAUAUUGUGGGAAUUGAGAUUCGUAUCGACAAGAUCCAAGGAAAGUUUAAGAUGAGCCAGGAGAUGCGACCUGGUGAUCGGGAGGGUGUGGUACAAGGAUUUUCGAAGUUGGGCGGUGAGACGGGGGAAGCUAUCUCCAAUUUGGUCAAGGAACGUGGUGUACUCCACGAUGAGAAGAAGCAGAAGUCUUAG